GGGAGAGGGGUCAACAUUCCCACCAUGGCCGUGCUUUGAGCUCUGCGUCCUUCGGCGGUCGGCUGCAAGGCCUCCAGUUCCGAUGCGAUGGCUCAUGGGCGUUGGUCUCGUGCUCACCGGGCUCACGGUGGGCACCGCCGGCAUGCACUUCAUCCGGAUCUCGGAGCUGAAAAAGAUGCAAAACCACCGCUUCGAAGGCAACGUGUUCUUUGCCGCCGGCAUGGUGAUGAACGUGAUUUUGGGCCCUGCCUUCGACGUGUCUGGCUAUGCCUUCGCCCCGGCAGCGGUCAUCGCGCCUUUCACGGGUUUCAACAUCGUGAUCAAUACCUUAGUGGCGCCCUGCACCCUGGGGGAGCAGCUGACGAAUCGGCGUCUUGCCAGCGCCGGGGUGGUCUUCGUGACCGCCACCCUGUCCAUUCUCUUCAAGAACACUCACCCGGAAGAGUGGACGCUGGAGAAGGCCGAGGCCACACUGGGGCGGCUACGCGUGAUGGUUUACGGGCUCUGCUUUGCUGGUUGGUUUCUGGUGAACGUUCGCGUCUUGGGGCACUACCCCCACGGCUCGGUGAUUCGUGGUUUUUCUCUGGGCGCAACGGCGGGCUCGCUGGCGGGGAACAUGUGGUGUACCAGAGUGGCGGCGGUAUUCGCGGCGGACUGCUUUAGCGGCAGCUGCGAGGCGUGGUCGCAUUGGAGCACAUGGGCGAUCCUGGGUGGCGCGAUUUUCUUCGCAGUGGCCAACGUGCCAUACAUGGCCAAGGGCAUGCAGAAGUACGAAGCCUUGUUCAUGGUGACCGUCUUCCAGGGCUCCAACAUUUUGUCCAACAGCCUCAGUGCACUGGUAGUGCUGGGGGAGAUGGAUGGUGAGCCCUGGUGGCAGUAUUGCGGCUACCUCGGCUGCAUCUUCGGUAUGAUGUCGGGCCUGAUUCUCUUGGUUCGGGGGGAGCAGAAUCAGCGCGUGACCUCCAGCAUGGAUCUGAAAGCUGUGCCCUUGGAUGACGAGAGCACGGUGCUGUCCAGCUCCGAGGAGGAGCCGGAGUUCAUGGACUUCAUCCACGCGGUGGCCAGGUCUCCGUACAAUCUGCCCAGCGCGCUCUGCCGCCAGGAGUCCGAGGAUGAUGGCGUCAGGAAUGAGUUCGGCGUCCCAAGCCCAGUCAAUGUCUCUGAAUGCUGAAUGGGUGUGUCUUAAGCUGUGUCUUCG
This is a messenger RNA of Effrenium voratum, 1198 nucleotides long. The record is from the annotation of a GenBank genome assembly. NCBI's taxonomy places the organism in Eukaryota, Dinophyceae, Suessiales, Symbiodiniaceae.